AACUUGCACAAAUACUAUAGAAGCGCAGCUGGAAACUGAAACAGUCCGUCUUCCCUGUCAUAAAUAAUUCUCUCUCCAUUAAUAAGAUCAUAACCUACAGAGACAAUAAACGUGCACCAGAGCGUUUAUGAAAUUACAACUACUCACAUGCAGGAAGAAGAAUAUUUCUCUCCUAGCUUUAGCAGCUACUCUUCAAAUAGAGUGGCAGACAUUGCCGGAAAAAUCUCCGAUGAAAUUAAACGUGAUUCUGAGGUGGUAGAAGAGAACGCUGACGGUGCCGAUGAAGAAGAGGAUUUUGUAUUCUCUUUGGUAUGUGAAAAUCCAGAGGAUUCGGGCGGCGUAUUCCCCUUCGACCGUCAAAUCCAGCCUAUUUACCCCGUUUUCAACCGCGAUCUGUUACUAAAUGACGUUUCUUAUGACGUAGAUCGCGAAGGUCUUAUCGGUGAAUCGUCUGAAAACCUCAAUAGUUCAGUUCAAGUUUCGUUAAAGGAUUUAUUCUUAGAAGAACGGGAACCGCUGUCGUCAUCAUCUUCCGAGGUCGAUGAGUUGGAGAGUGUACCUCCGGGAACGUAUUGUGUAUGGAAGCCGAAUAUAACCGAGCCUUCACCAAGCAAAUGUAAGAAGAGUAAUUCAACGGGAUCGGCGUUUAAGCGGUGGAGUAUUCGAGAUUUGAUGCGCCGGAGCAACAGUGACGGUAAGGACAGUUUUGUAUUUCUGACACCGGAAAAAGGAUUGAAAAGCGAAAGGUCCAAAGCAAAGGACUCAGCAGAGGCGUCUAAAGUUGCCGGAAAAUUGAAGGCAAAGGGCAACAGUAGCAGCGGUAACAAGGCAUCUUCGAUGACGGACGUUUAUUUACGGAACCAAGCGGCAAAGGAAAUGGAUAAGAAUAGGCGCAAAUCAUAUUUACCAUACCGGCGAGAUCUGGUAGGUUUUUUCGCAAAUGCCAGCAAUAUUGGUAGAACUUUUCCUCCUUUUUAGCAAGCUUCCAUUUUUUAAUAAAUUAAUUAAGUGU
Solanum verrucosum is the source of this 1012-nucleotide messenger RNA. RefSeq lists its product as uncharacterized. NCBI's taxonomy places the organism in Eukaryota, Viridiplantae, Streptophyta, Magnoliopsida, Solanales, Solanaceae. The transcript has a single exon. The coding region runs from base 148 to 978 and encodes 276 amino acids. The record is from RefSeq and is a predicted model, not a curated record.